Phaedon cochleariae (mustard beetle) is the source of this 1896-nucleotide messenger RNA. The record is from the annotation of a GenBank genome assembly. Lineage: Eukaryota; Metazoa; Arthropoda; Insecta; Coleoptera; Chrysomelidae.
AUGGGCAAUGAACAAUCUCAACUACCUGGCAUAGACAUUGAUGAAAAAGCCAUAGAAGUGAGUGACUUUUGGAGUCAACAUUCUGCGAGCAUAAUAGCAGCAGGUAAUCUUACAAACCUGUCCAUAUUCAUUGGAGAAAUAUUCGUUAAUGGUUCAUUGUGGACUUCCCAAACUCCGUUAGAGAAAUGUACCAAGAAUUUGAUGGUUUUUCGACAUCCUUGUAUCAUAAAGUACAUCUCUUCAUGGAAAAACAAUUCGAAAUUUUACCUAGCUGUAGAAGAAGUUAUUCCCCUUGCUCAAGUUCUUCCUAAGCUCAAUAGCUUGCAAAUUUCUGUUGGAUUGCAUUCAGUACUGAAAGCACUUCACUUCCUACAUGAAAAUGCAUCUGCAUCACAUAAUAAUGUUUGCAUUUCUUCAAUAUAUACCACCAAAGAUGGGAAUUGGAAGCUAGGCGGAAUGGAGUACCUGAGUAGAUACAAAGAUAUAAGCUGUGAUUACCUAAGUAAGACAAGAAGUAACAGGUAUGGUAGAUCAGUAGAUCCCAAUGAAGAAAAACUUUUGGAUAACAAACUGGGCAGAAGAGAUUUCAUUGAUAUUUAUGCAUUUGGAGCUCUAGUCAGUGAAAUCCUCAAAUCAAGACUUAAAGAUGAUUCGCCAGUUUUGUCGACUUUCCGAGACUAUUGCAAACACGAAUUGCAAAACGCGGACAUAUCAAAAAGGCCGAGUUUCGAGAACAUUUUAGCCCACGAAUUUUUCAAUCAAGACUUCAUAACCAUCCAUUCCUUCUUGGUGGAACUGCCUUUGAAGAAUGACGAACAAAAAUCGGAAUUCUUUGAUAGUUUGGUCGAUAAACUAAGGCUUUUCGAUGAAGAGAUAGUAGCCUCCCAGCUGAGUGGGUUGCUGUUGUCUAGAUUGGUGUUGUUGAACAGAAAUGCUCAAGAAAAGGUUUUGCCGGUAUUAUUGACACCAAAAACAGAUGCAAAUGAUGAAACUCAGGCUGAUCUAAUCUUCUCAGAAGAUUCAUUUAAAAUUCACCUACGACCCAAACUAUUGGAAAUAUUCAGGGUGAGAGAUGCACAGAUCCGGCUAUUGCUCUUGCAACAUUUCUCUAAGUUUAUGCACAUAUUCACACGUGAUGAGUUGCUGUCUAACAUUCUGCCUGAGCUGCUGGUCGGCAUCAAGGACACCGACGACCGCUUAGUGGCCGUCACUCUGCGCUCGCUGGCCGACCUCGUGGCGGUACUCGGCGCCGCCGCCGUAGUCGGCGGCAAAAGGGCGAAGCUCUUCACCGACGGCCGGCCAGUGCCCGCCCCCCGCCGAGGAACGACGACGAGGCGGGCCUCAGCAGUGGUGGAGGCGGUAGCAGGGGGCGGAGGGUCGGCUGGUGGGGAGGUGGCGGCGGUGGAAAGGAGAUCAGGAUUGGAAUCUGGGAAUAGGGGUGUAGACGAGUUACCUGAACGGCCUAGACCAGACGGCGAGGAAGGGGAAACGUCAACGGAAGAAAUCGAGAUGUCUCUGGGCGAUGAAAAUGACAUAGACAACUGGGAAGAUUGGGACAUGAACGAAGCAAACCAGACCGCCGCCCACCACCACCAUCACCGCCCGAUACCCAACGGCGACACCCGAGAAUCGCCGCCGCUACCCGAUUCUACCCGAACCGUUGCCGAUCCCGCCCGCAAACCGCCGAUGCCCGAAAUCGAGGCGCUGGACAUCAAACACCGCGUGGACGUCACCAAGAAAGAGGAGUUCGACUUCUUCCAGGACAUGGAGCCGGUGAUAGCGCGCGCCGACAAGUUCUUGGUGGAGGCGGUUGGCCAGACGGUCGCCGGCGGCAAGUUGGCGUUGAACGUGGAGGAGGCGGGGGAGGAGGGGUGGAUGGACGAGGAUUGGGGGUGA